This is a messenger RNA of Fibroporia radiculosa, 1101 nucleotides long. RefSeq lists its product as uncharacterized. Gene Ontology annotation, cellular component: nucleus. Gene Ontology annotation, molecular function: ribonuclease III activity; double-stranded RNA binding. NCBI's taxonomy places the organism in Eukaryota, Fungi, Basidiomycota, Agaricomycetes, Polyporales, Fibroporiaceae. The transcript has 4 exons. Gene Ontology annotation, biological process: rRNA processing; primary miRNA processing; regulation of gene expression. Bases 1 to 1101 code for a protein of 366 amino acids. The record is from RefSeq and is a predicted model, not a curated record.
AUGGGCUAUGCACAAAAACGUCUAGCAUCGACCGCUGCCAAAUUAGCCUCUGUGUCUCCAUCUCAUGUCCGCGUAUUUCCUCCAAAAGAAGCUGUCGCCAGCUCAUCCAGCUCAUCCCAAAAACACUUCUUCGAUGCUCAGACGUGGGCUUCCUUGCAACCGCCACCGCCAACCUCCUUCACUGCAUUUGCUCAUCGAAUAGGCCUUGGAAACAUUCUGACGUCUAUCGUCGACAUUCAGCGAGCAUGCACUCACCCAUCCUUCGUACCGCUAUACUCGCACCACUAUCCGGACAAGCCUCUACCUGCCACGAAUGCGAAUCUUGCGGUACUGGGUAAUUCGCUACUGGGUCUCUUUGCUACGGAAUAUGUGAACGCUUCAUAUCCGCAUCUUCCAACGCGUGUUAUGAAGGCUGCUGUAAGUGCAUACGUUGGUCCGACGACCUGUGUGGGGAUUGCCAAAGAGAUGGGUGUGACACCUCUCUUGAGAUGGAACAGGACUCCUACUACACCAACAAGUCCUGCUGUGCUGCACCCAGAUGCACUCAGUUCCGUGCCUCGUGCGUUGACCGCGUUGGUAUACCAACAUCGAUCAUUGUUGUCAGCCCGCAAAUUUGUGCACAAGUUUUUCCUAAGCCGCGAAGUAGACGUGCGUAACAUGAUCAAAUUCCGAGAUCCCAAAGCCGCGCUGGCAGAGACUGUUGCGAAAUUCGGACGUGAACGCCCAAUUUCAAGGUUGUUGAAGGAGACAGGUCGAUUCUCCAAUUCUCCUGUAUUCGUUGUGGGUAUAUACUCAGGCGCGGACAAGCUGGGCGAGGGAUUCGGCACCUCACUCAAGAUGGCUGAGUACCGCGCUGCGGAGGACUCUCUACAUCGACUGUACCUGAUACGGCAGCCGUCACAUUUGGUACAGCUACCGACAUCGACGUUUGCUGGUGGGCGUGGCAACGUUUUCGAAGCAAACGGCACGGAAGGGAAGUAUUUAGCGGGAGAGAUGGGCGACUCAGAAGUACUAUAUGGUAGUGCAGGCCGUACAGGCCAGCGGAACCCAGGCAGGCGGUCGCAGGCUAUCGAGGAGGAGGAUCUAGAGGUCGUAUUAUAA